AUUUAGUUUGCCUUAAUAAUUUUAGUAAGUCAUUAAUGCCAUUAGUUGCCAUGUUACUGUUCCGCGUGAAAAAAGUGUUCCAAUGUGAAGAAAGUAUGAAAGGCUGUAAACACCAUUGCGAAUAUAAAUAGGCAUUUAUUUAUCACUGAUCAAGCAGAGUGAAAUUUCUGGGGAAGCAGAACCUGUGUGCAAUGCCCUCAUAGAAAUGUCCUCACGGUUCCGCGGUGUCUGUAGCACACCAUUUCCAAGCAAUUGUAUCAGGAUCUCAAUUACUUUAUUUACUCUUGCAAACUUUGAGCUACCAACAUCAUUUCGUUUCACACAAGACGAUCAACACAGCAAUUUAGUCAUGUAUAUUUCUCCACGGAAUUUCAAUCGCUCUUUAUAUCUCCAGAUAUUUUUUGGAGGAGUGGUUUUGCAAUAUCUUAAUUUGUUUAAUUUCUUUCAGGUUCAAGCCGCUGAUCUUAACGAUGAACUAAUUUCCAGGCAAAAUAAUCUCUUGGAGCGUUUAAGCACUCAGUUAUUCAAAAUUCCGACGAAAGAUGACCUUGCAGCCUUGGAAGCCAAAUUCGAGCAACGAAUAAGAAUUUUAGAGCGAAGACAAACUGACGACUUCAAAGACCAAUUACAAACUAUUUCUUACGCGGUGAAUCAGAAAUUAGAAGGUUUGCGAACUACCAUUGAUAACUUUCCAGGCAUAAUGAAGCCUAUCGUUGACAAGGAGCAAAAAACCCACCUGGAAAAGAAAUCACGAGAAAAAAGAAGUCUACCCGCUCAACCUACCACAAUCGUGGAAAGGGAAUUGGACUCCCUAAACUUGUCAGAUUACCGAUUGGUACUACUAACAACACAAUGGCUUCAGAAUGGGUUCAAUAACUUAACGUAUCAAGUCGCUGCGGUAGAGAAACAUCAGCAUGAAAUCCUGAAGGAGAUAAGGAACGCAAGUUCCGAAUUAUCUCAAGGUGUUGGCACCAUCCUGAGGGAGGUUGAAACUUUAAAGCAGUAUACCGACAAUUCGCCCCGAGGCUCUAAUGAGGAAGUGGUCUGCAGAGAUAGCUCCAACCUUACUAAUUCAACGUUUCGCAAUAAGCAAGUUAUCUGUGACAAGGGAUGGAUCGUAAUUCAGCGAAGGGGAACUCCAACUCCGGCAGGGGAGGAAAGAAUCAAGUUCGACAAAAAUUGGCAUGCUUAUGAACACGGUUUUGGGAGCCUUGAUUCAGACUUUUGGCUAGGCCUGAAAACGAUCCAUGAGCUCACGCACGAUGGAUAUGAAGAAUUACGGGUGGAUCUCGAAGACUGGGAAGGGGAAGAGAGGUAUGCGAUGUACGCCAACUUCAAAGUUGCUGACGCAGGAAAUAAGUACCGCUUAGAAGUUGCCGGUUACACUGGGAAUGCAGGAGAUUCAUUAAGUUACAAUAGUGGGGCCCAAUUCGAGACGAUCGGACGCUAUGGCUGUGCCUCAUUGUUCCACGGUGGAUGGUGGUAUAAGGGUUGCACUCAAGCCCACCUGAAUUCUAUAUAUAAUAAUUCGAGCCCCAUGGAGGAACCUCAGGUAGGACUGUUCUGGUCCCAUUGGAGGGGCAGGGGCUAUUCGUUAAAAAAAGUUGCAAUGAAGAUUCGCAAGCCGUCCCGAAUUAUCUAAUCAUAAGUCAUUCCGACCGGGUUAUAAAUCACCUAACAACGCAUCCAUAUGUUCUAGAUAAGCAUCCCACGUUAACAAAUUCUAAUCCGAACCAUUUUGUCCAAAAUCUAAAAUUCUUCGCGUUGCCUAUUCUCCCAUUAUAGUUUGCAAAAUUGCUUACAAUAAAAAUUAUUUACCGUGAUUUUUCGCCAUUAAACCUUUGGUCAAAAUCUAAUCUCAAAAUUCUAUAACAAUUCCAAAAACAGGCCGUAACUAUUUUGACUUACUUGUAUGUAGGCCAAAAUAUUAUUGAACUAUGUACAUAUAUACAUAUAUUUACAAGUCAGCAUGGAUAAGCGUCUAUCUAAAAUAUUUUAGUUAAUUGUGUAUUGGCAUUAGUAAUUUCAAUCCUGGUAUCAAUGCGUGAUGUGUAUAAUUAUAGUAAAAUUUGCAAAAUAAAUCUGAAUCGUGCAUGAUAAGUAUUUGAA
This is a messenger RNA of Folsomia candida, 2109 nucleotides long. Its product is annotated as fibrinogen-like protein 1. The record is from RefSeq and is a predicted model, not a curated record. Bases 206 to 1642 code for a protein of 478 amino acids. NCBI's taxonomy places the organism in Eukaryota, Metazoa, Arthropoda, Collembola, Entomobryomorpha, Isotomidae. The transcript has 10 exons.